AUGCGCCGCGGGGGUGGAGGCCCCCGGGGUAAGUCCCGCCUAGAUCGGUCUGCGCCGGCGCGGGGGAGAGCGCGGAACCGGCCCAGCGGCGCUCUGAGCGUGAAAGAAGCCUGGAAGCAUGCAAUCGAGAAGGCCAAGCACAUGCCUGACCCUUGGGCUGAGUUCCACCUUGAGGACAUCGCCACAGAACGUGCCACACGUCACAGGUACAACGCUGUCACAGGGGAGUGGCUGCAGGAUGAAGUUCUGAUCAAGAUGGCAUCUCAGCCCUUCGGUCGUGGAGCGAUGAGGGAGUGCUUUAGGACGAAAAAGCUGUCCAACUUCCUGCACACCCAGCAGUGGAAAGGGGCCUCGAAUUACGUGGCAAAGCGCUACAUCGAGCCUGUGGACAGGGACGUGUACUUUGAGGAUGUGCGUCUACAGAUGGAAGCCAAACUCUGGGGGGAGGAGUAUAACCGACACAAGCCCCCCAAGCAGGUGGACAUCAUGCAGGUGUGCAUCAUAGAGCUGAAGGAGAGACUGGGUGCACCCCUCUUCCACCUGGAGCACUACAUCGAGGGUAAUUACAUCAAGUACAACUCCAACUCAGGCUUUGUCCGCGACGACAACAUCCGCCUGACACCACAGGCCUUCAGCCACUUCACAUUUGAGCGUUCUGGCCAUCAGCUGAUUGUGGUGGACAUCCAAGGUGUGGGUGACCUCUAUACCGACCCGCAGAUCCACACCGAGACAGGCACUGACUUUGGAGACGGCAACCUCGGUGUCCGGGGCAUGGCUCUUUUCUUCUACUCGCAUGCCUGCAACAGGAUCUGCAGGAGCAUGGGCCUCGUACCCUUUGACCUCUCACCGAAGGAGAGGGACACCGUGAAUCAGAACACCAAACUGCUGCAAUCAGCCAAGACCAUCUUGAGGGGGACAGAGGAAAAAUGUGGGAGUCCUCGAGUAAGGACCUUCUCUGGGAGCCGGCCCCCGUUGCUCCUUCGCCUUUCAGAGAACUCCGAUGAGAACACGAGUGACAUGACCUUUGACUCCCUGCCUUCCUCACCAUCUUCAGCCACACCACACAGCCAGAAACUGGACCCGCUCCAUUGGCCAGUGUUCAGCGACCUUGAUAACAUGUCACACAGAGACCAUGACCAUCUGGACAACCAGCGGGACUCUGAGAACAGUGGAGACAGCGGAUACCCCAGUGAGAAGCGGGGUGAGCUGGAUGAACCAGAGUCCCAACAACACGGCUACUCAAAUGGUAAUCGGAGAUACGAGUCUGACGAAGACAGCCUGGGCAGCUGUGGACGGGUUUGCGUGGAGAAGUGGAACCUCCUCAACUCCUCCCGCCUCCACCUGCCGAGGCCUUCUGGCGUGGCCCUGGAAGUGCAAAGGCUUAAUGCUCUGGACCUUGAGAAGAAAAUUGGGAAGUCCAUUUUGGGGAAGGUCCAUCUGGCCAUGGUGCGAUACCACGAGGGUGGACGCUUCUGCCAGAAGGAUGAGGAGUGGGACCGGGAGUCAGCAUUCUUCCACCUGGAGCACGCAGCCGACCUGGGCGAGCUGGAAGCCAUUGUGGGCCUAGGGCUCAUGUACUCACAGCUGCCUCACCACAUCCUGGCCGAUGUCUCUCUGAAGGAGUCGCAAGAGAAUAAAACGAAAGGAUUUGAUUACUUACUAAAGGCAGCUGAAGCUGGUGACAGACAGUCUAUGAUCCUGGUGGCACGAGCUUUUGACAGUGGCCAGAACCUCAGCCCAGACAGGUCCCGAGACUGGUUGGAGGCCCUGCACUGGUACAACAAAGCCUUAGAGAUGACGGAGUGUGAUGAGGGCGGUGAAUACCAUGGGAUGCAAGAUGAGCCCCGGUACAUGCUGCUGGCCAGGGAGGCUGAGAUGCUGUUCACAGGUGGCUUCGGGCUGCAGAAGGACCUGCAGAGAUCAGGUAGCGUGGCCGAGCGGUCUAAGGCGCUGGAUUAA
This is a messenger RNA of Orycteropus afer afer, 1959 nucleotides long. RefSeq names its product eukaryotic elongation factor 2 kinase (gene EEF2K). The transcript has 17 exons. The record is from RefSeq and is a predicted model, not a curated record. NCBI's taxonomy places the organism in Eukaryota, Metazoa, Chordata, Mammalia, Tubulidentata, Orycteropodidae. Gene Ontology annotation, molecular function: ATP binding; calcium ion binding; elongation factor-2 kinase activity. Gene Ontology annotation, biological process: protein phosphorylation. Bases 1 to 1959 code for a protein of 652 amino acids.